AUGGCAGCGAUUGGAGGUUUUCUAUUUGGAAAUGUCGAUGAAGAAGGUCAUUUGGAAGAUUCAGGGCUUGGUGAGGAAAUUCGUGAAUCUUUGCAAAAAGGUGCUGAAGAAGGUGCUGUGCUAAGUCAGAUUUUCUCGGUCCGUUCAUUGGGAAUUGAAAUUGACGAUGCCGCUGUUGAAAGUGAGGCAUCUGCACAUACACCAACAUAUGCACCAGGAGAGUCUAGCACUAAACAUGCUGACGGCGCUGUUGACUACUCUGAGUCUAUGGAAGUUUACACGGAUGAUCCAGGUGAACUGGUGUUUACAGAAACACACUAUCAGCAAGGCUUAAACCGUGUCAAAGAGAGUAUGCAAACAUUGGGCUUACCGUCUCAGCAAGCUUUCAAUUUUGAUGAAACAAGCUGCUAUAAAACUGAAGAUACUCAUAUGCAUGGAGUAUCAAGUCUUCCUAAAAAUGGAUUGGAAUUUCACACUCACUCUCAGCAUAAUGUAGGAAUACCAAUGGCUGGUGCGCAACCAUCUACAAACGAAAUGUUUGACAUGAAAACUUUGUAUCCUGCGUUCGAAAAGGACAAGAUCUUAAAAUUUUCAGAUUUAUUUGCAACAAAAAUUAAAAACCGAAAGUUGAACCCUUUGAGCAGACACGAUGAGACACAGUUACAAUUUAACUUUGAGGUAGAUGAUAGAAAACUAUUUGAAUCAUCUCAGCAACUCCUUAUUGAGGAACCAUGCCUCGAUGACAACGUUGAAAAUAAAGCUAUUAUCAAGACACCUACUUCACCUAUGAGUCAAAUUUCAGAAAGCAAUUAUGAGAACGAUGAUGUUGAUUUCAAGCUUGAUGAUGAUAAGCAUAUACAUGAAAUAGGACAAUCAUUUUGGAAAGUUCCUGGUAAUCCCAAUACUUAUUAUUCCAUUACAAUGAGCACAUGGGAAGAUAAAAUUUCAUGGGAUAGUGACGGUGACGAAGUUGGCGACGAAUCUGCUAGUUCAAGUGAUGAAAAAGUGCUUAAGUCCAACAUGCCUUUCAGUUAUCGAAAUACUGAGUUCGAAAGUGGAGAGUGGCUUAACUCUAUAAUAUGGGACGAUCAUAAAGGCUUGGCUCCUUUUGCCAAAUUAACAUUAGAUAUGAAUGAUCCGAAUAUGCUUUUCAAUUAUUCUAUUAUUGACUUACCAACGAUAAAUAAUCCUGAUUCACAAGGCCAAUACGACGUUAAAAAAAUCAGAAAAUAUUCUCCUAUGGAGAUUGAUAAACCAUUAAGCUCAGAUGCAUAUAAAGCUGUUGCUUUUGAUGACAGUCUGCCUUAUGAUGCGUCUUUCGAUAGUGAGCAAAUAGAUUUUAAAAGACGGCUCAAUUCUGGACAAAUGUUUGUGCACCAUUCUUUGCCAGCUCUUCAAUUACACAUUCAAUAU
Messenger RNA from Racocetra persica, 1413 nucleotides. The record is from the annotation of a GenBank genome assembly. Lineage: Eukaryota; Fungi; Glomeromycota; Glomeromycetes; Diversisporales; Gigasporaceae.